Molecule: messenger RNA, 1242 nt
Organism: Parnassius apollo (apollo)
Lineage: Eukaryota; Metazoa; Arthropoda; Insecta; Lepidoptera; Papilionidae
Source: the annotation of a GenBank genome assembly
AUGGCUUAUAGUCUUAAUAUGUUGUGUUAUUUACUUUCAGAACUGGUAGCGGCUCGUCAAGAACAAGAAGCCGCUCGGCAACAUCACUUAGCCGCCCAGCAAGAGCAGUUAUCCGCCCAGCAAGAGCAGUUAGCCGCCCAGCAAGAGCAGUUAGUCGCCCAACAAGAACAGUUAGCUGCCCAGCAAGAGCAGUUAGCCACCCAGCAAGAGCAGUUAGCCACCCAGCAAAAGCAGUUAGCCGCCCAGCAAGAGCAGUUAGUCGCCCAGCAAGAGCAGUUAGCCGCCCAGCAUGAGCAGUUAGCUGCCCAGCAAGAGCAGUUAGCCGCCCAGCAAGAGCAGUUAGCUGCCCAGCAAGAGAAGUUAGCCGCCAAGCAAGAGCAGUUAGCCUCCCAGCAAGAGCAGUUAGCCACCCAGCAAGAGCAGUUUGCCACCCAGCAAAAGCAGUUAGCCACCCAGCAAGAGCAGUUAGCCGCCCUGCAAGAGCAGUUAGCCGCCCAGCAAGAGCAGUUAGCCGCCCAGCAAGUGCAGUUAGCCACCCAGCAAGAGCAGUUAGCCGCCCAGCAAGAGCAGUUAGCUGCCCAGCAAGAGCAGUUAGCCGCCCAGCGAGAGCAGUUAGCCGCCCAGCAAGAGCAGUUAGCUGCCCAACAAGAGCAGUUAGCCAACCAGCAAGAGCAGUUAGCUGCCCAGCAAGAGAAGUUAGCCGCCCAGCAAGAGCAGUUAGCCGCCCAGCAAGAGCAGUUAGCUACCCAGCAAGAGCAGUUAGCUGCCCAGCAAGAGCAGUUAGCCGCCCAACAAGAACAGUUAGCUGCCCAGCAAGAGCAGUUAGCCACCCAGCAAGAGCAGUUAGCCACCCAGCAAAAGCAGUUAGCCGCCCAGCAAGAGCAGUUAGCCGCCCAGCAAGAGCAGUUAGCCGCCCAGCAAGAGCAGUUAGCCGCCCAGCAAGAGCAGUUAGCCGCCCAGCAAGAGCAGUUAGCCACCCAGCAAGAGCAGUUAUCCACCCAGCAAGAGCAGUUAGCUGUCCAGCAAGAGCAGUUAGCCACGCAGCAAGAGCAGUUAGCCACCCAGCAAAAGCAGUUAGCCGCCCAGCAAGAGCAGUUAUCCGCCCAGCAAGAGCAGUUAGCCGCCCAGCAAGAGCAGUUAGCCGCCCAGCAAGAGCAGUUAGCCGCCCAGCAAGAGCAGUUAGCCGCCCGGAAAGAGCAGUUAGCCGCCCAGCAGGAGCAGUUAGCUGCCCAGCAAGAGUAG